GAUGAAAUAUGUCGAAUUUUAUUAUUGACUUUUUCAAUAUGAUAAAGAAUUAGCGAAUAAUUAUAAAUAUAUUUAUCACAUUGAUUUGUGACUUUUUAAAAUGAAUUGUCAUCAAAUUGUUAGUGGUGCUUGCAAUGCUGGGGAUAGAUGUUUUGCCGUUGGAAGUGUAGAAGGUGUAUCAUUUACUGCAUAUGCUGCUGGAUGUAACAUAGUAAUUCUUGCUUCAAACUUCGAAAGAGUUCAAAUUAUACCUGGUGCUGUACAUGGAUACAUACGAAUUAGUUCCUUGGAUUGUUCAACAGAUACUGGAAAAAUUGCAGCUGCUUAUGAGAAUACUGUAUGCAUAUUUGAGCCAACACCACUUAUUCAUGGUUCCAGCACCCAUGGCCUUGAAUAUCGUUGGGUUCAAACUGGAAGUUUACGUUCAGAUUCUUAUAUUGCUUGCCUUAGUUGGAACUUAGAAGGUACACGACUCCUUACCGGUGGUAUAAUCUUACAACUUUGGCAACAACCUCAUCCAGAACACUUCGAAGAAAUACAUGGCGGAGUUACAUUUGAAUUGGGUGAACCUGCUACUGAAACUAUGCAAGAAGAAAAAGAUAACUCAUCAAAUGCGAGUGGUGAUGCCGGUGGUGUUGCUACUGGAGGAUGGGAAUGUGUUUGGAAUUGUAAAACAGCUACACCUGUCCAUCAUAUGGCUUUCAGUCCAGAUGGAACAUUAUUUGCGACUGCUGGUAGAAAUGAUCGUUUAGUAAAAAUAUGGUUUGAAAAUAAAUUUAUAAUGCUUCCACAAUCACGGAGUAUGGACCAUACGAGUACUUUAUCCAGCGAAUUACAAUAUGGUUUCGUAUAUAUCGCUCAUCCACGUGCUGUUACUCAUUUAGCUUGGAGACGUACUAGUAAAUAUAUGCCGAAGGGCUCAGUUGCAAACACAUUAGUUACAUCAUGUCUAGAUAAUAUUUGUCGUGUAUGGUUAGAAACAGUACCACCAGAUGAUUCUGGAAGUGGUGGUAUACCUGGUGUGAAUAUGGAACCAGGACGACGUGCUAAAUAUCGAGCUCAUAGACAUAAACAUCGAUUUGUUCAACGACUUAAACAUAUGAAAACCUGUUUCCAUAUUCGUCGUCAUGCUAAGCAACAAAGUUUUGGACAACAGAGUGGUGUAGGAAAUACUCCACCAAUACCAACAUUACCUUCAACGUAUAGUGUUCAUGACUUCCAUUCAUAUGGCUAUCACGGUUCUGGCGUGAGUGCUGGUUUACAUUUUCAUUUGGCUGCUAGCAUUAAUGCAGAAACUGAUAUACCUUUGGUUCCAAGUCUUGGAAUCGUAACUGGUACUAAUCAUGGUGAUGGUACUUCAGCACCACCUUCAUUUGUUUUACACUGGUUAGACAAUAAAGAAAUGCAUUUUAGUUUACAAGCUGAAGCAUUGUUACAUGAUUUAACGAAAAAAGUGCUGGAAACCGAUGAAGAUCCUGAAAUUACUUAUAAAAAACGAAGUGGUACUUCUGAAGAUGGUACUUCAGGUUGUGAUAGUGGUCUAGAUAGUAGUUUGGAUGCACGUAUUGAAAGUUUAUUACGCGAUUGGCAUCACAGUCCUGAUUUAUUAUUUAGUGUGCAUCCAAUUGACGGAAGCUUCCUCAUCUGGAUGAUCGAAUGGUUAGAUGAAUUUCAUCCUGGUUCAUUUCGUCAAGCACAAGUAUCAUUUAGCACAAGAAUACCUGGUGCAUUUCCAUUGGGUGAUGCAAUGAGUAUGUCAACAAAUGUUAGUUUAUAUCAUGCCAGUGGAUUACAUGCAAUACAUUUAAAAGACGCGAUACGACACAUCCACAGUACGUAAUUAAUUUACAGAAAUAAAAAAUAAAAUGAUAUUAAGACCGGCGUUGAAGCAGGCAGUGGAAGUCCUUUACCGAAAGUAUUAGAAGAAGAUUCAGAAAGUGUUGAGUUGCAAAAUACUACAGAAUCCACUCACGUAUCGUUACAACAAGCUGUUAGUCAAAUUGAAAAUGCGAACAAUGAACAACAACAAAAUUCAACUACAUCACAAUCGGAUGCCGUAAAUCCGGCACCAACUAUAUCUAUGGUCAGUAAACAUUCGAAUGGUACACUAAAUUUAUGGGAGUUGACAUUCGCCGACAAAAGUAAAUUUUCACAAGUAUUAAGUAUAGCACAUUCAAGUCGUGCAUCUGGUCAUCGUUUCCGUGUAAAUGAUAUAACAUGUCAUCCAGUAUUACCACUUUUAUUAACUACUAGUCAUCAUAAUAUGCCAGUGAUAUUCAUUACUGUCUAUACAGGGUAUUUCAACAAUAAACUCAGUUUUUAUUUUUUUUUAUUUUAGGGUUUUUGCAGUGAGCUAAUUUUAUGGCGAGUUGAUGCUGUUGGACCAUUAUCUAAAUCUGGUGGUGUUAAUGAAUUAGCUAGAAUAAAUUCCCCACAAAUUUCUGCUUUUUCAAAUGUGGCUUGGAUUCCAACUCUAUUACCUAGCACAACAUUAGGAAAUUUAAGUAACUCGCCAAGUGCAUGUUUCGUCGCUAGUGAUGGAGAAAGUUUACGUGUAUAUCAAGCUGUUAUUGAUGCACGAACACUUCUGGCAGAAAUAUCUAUAUCAGAACGUCGUAGCAGAUUACGUGCAUCCGCAUCAUUAGAUAGUUUGUCGUCACAUGAAGCGGAUAGCUCUGAUGAUGGUUUACAUCAUCAUUUUCCAUUACAUGAUAAAAUUAAAAUUGUGUCAGAACAAUCAACAGCCCGACCUGGUUGUGUUAUACAAUUGGAUGCUAUUGCCGACGCUACACAUGAUUGGCAAAAUACACAAUUUCUCCACGUGUUCCAGGAACAACUAAUCACAGGUAUAGAAAAUUUAUCUCCUUUAGCAGAAUAUAGAGAUAUCUUUCAAAGCAGUGUAAUUGGUUUAACUGAAGCCCAACAGCAUGGUGGUGCAAUGGUCGAUUUACAUAGGACAAGUGAAUUCGAAGAACCAUUUUAUAUUGUGGUUUUAGAACGUACCAUGAAUGGUACUACAGUACACAUGUGGCGAUUAGUAAUUGCUUCACAACCAGAUCCAGUGGAUGCUGGCCAAGGUCUUACUGGUAGUAUGAUGUAUGUACCGGAUAGUGACCUAGUUCAAGAUGAUGAUGAAGCUGAUCGAGAUAGUGGAACCGAUGUACAAGGUGACGGAAAUGGAAUAAAUCCAUGUGCACCUCAUGUAACAAUAUCUACCCGUAAAGUGUGUGAACAAGCUCUUCCAUUACCUGAUGGUGUUGAAGUAGUUCAUGCUGCUCCGGCUGCUGGUCAUUUAAGUUCAGCAUCAAUUUAUCCAGCAUGUUUAGCACCAUAUGUGCUUGUAACCGCUUGUUCAGAUUCAACAGUGCGUUUCUGGAAAUGUGGUGACGAUUAUAAAUGGAAACAAUGGGAAAUGGUUAGAAGGGAACAAGAAUCAACAAUAGAUAUCGGUGGACAACCUUUAAACGUGUGUGCUGCAUAUUCAGGACGUGUUGCUUGUGCGUACAAAUAUGGACGUAGUUUUACACGACCAGGCAAAGCUGAUCCAGAAUCACGUUACGUAAAUCUUUGUGUUGCAAUCUACGAAUGUGAAAGUACUGGUGGUUCAGAAUGGGUCCUUGAAGAUACUAUUCAUUUAAAAAAUAUACAUUUACCACGUAUCCAAAUUGAUCCACAUUUGGAUUUAAGUUAUCUGUAUGAUUCGAAGUAUUUACAAAAGAAGCAACGUUUAACACAAGUUUUACAUACGUUAUCUCAUGACGAACCGCGUCCACGCAACAAUGAUUUACAGGUAUUUAUACCAUAUAUACACUUAAUAUAUCAAGGUAUACUAAGUUCAAGCACAUUAUUAGCAGUACCCAGUUUUAGUACUCUACAAUCAUUACGAAAAUCAAUUUCUGAAAAUGGAAAUACAUGUCCGUUAACACAAAAACAUUUGGUGCAAUUAGAUUGGGUAUCUAAAGAAGAUGGAAGUCAUAUUCUUACUGUCGCUGUUGGUAGUAAAAUAAUGUUAUUUACACCGGUUUCAAGUGAUUUAGCUCAAGCAAAUAUGAAGGCAAUGAAAGAAUCCCAAUCAACAAAUCGUCCAAUAUUACGUAAAGCAUCAUCGUUAGCUCAACCUCAUUUCGUCGAUGAAAUACGUUGGAUGAAAUUAAGAAAAAUACUAUUAGAAACUGCAGAUGGUUUACCCCCAUUACCAAUGCAAAUAUCAUGGGUCCGUGAUGGUAUAUUAGUUGUUGGUAUGGAUUCUGAAAUGCAUGUUUAUACACAAUGGAAACCGCGCAAACCAUCUUGGAAUAUGAACAAUUUACAAAACGGAAAUGAUACAGAAGAAUCACAAGAUACACGACAAUUACGUGAUGUCGAUUUACGUGUUCUUGUACAAGAGAGUACACAACGACGUUUAGGACCCACAACUUCAAUGACCCAUUUAUCACGUGUUAGUUCAGUGAAUUUACAAAUAUUAUCGUCUGAUAGUCGUAAAAAACGUACGGGAAAUGCAAAUUCAGGGCCUGCAGCAUCUACAGACUAUAUGCCUGAUUAUGGUCUAUUUGAAGCGUCACGCAUUGCUUGUCCUGUUUUACCACAAUAUCAUCCUAAACAACUUAUGGAGCUGUUAAAUUCGGGGAAAAUUCGUUGGGUUAAAGCAAUUCUAGCACAUUUAGUACGUUGUAUUGGAGGUCCGGGUAUGCGCCCUGGUCUAACUGAAGAUGAAGAAUCAAGUGUAGCUCGCGGUUGGUCACGUGCGCGUACAUUAUCAGUUGGAUGUGGUGUUGCUGGCAGUCCAGAACCUCGAGGUUCAACUGCAGGUACAACACAAUUACCCGAUGAUAUGAUUUGUUUAGAUUAUGCUGAAAUUUCAUCAAUACCUCCACUACCAUUAUGGACAUUAUUAGCUGCUGAUCGAGAGAAAACUGGUAGUGCUACCAAUGAUGAACAACCUGGAUAUGAUGAGCUAUUCGAUGGUGCUCCUGCAGAAGAUUCAUUAGAUGACAUAUUAGAAGAUGAUGAAAUGGACAGAAGCACUAGUCGACGUACAGAUCGUAGAGGAUCGUUACCUGAACGGCAAUCACUUGCUCAUUUUGGACCACGUCAAGGGAGAACUUUAUCACGUUUAUUAACUCAUACACAUUUGCCUGGUUUGUCCAGUUUAGAUCAAAUGCACUUAUUGGCAUUAGCCGAUACUGUUGCUACAUGUAACACCGAUUUAGCUGAACGUUUUGCUAUCGAUGCAGCUAAAACUGCAUUGGCUAAAGAGAAUUUACAUGGUGUUGUACAAUCUGAUGAUAUGUCCACUGAAUCAUUGGAUGAAUGUGGAUUAAGAUUUUUAUUAGCAAUGAAACAUUAUGGAUAUUUAUUACGAUGUUUGCCAUUGGCUCAACGUGCUCAAUUUCAACGUCAAGGUGUUGGUACCAAUAAUUUAGCAUGGGCUUAUCAUUCAGAAAGUCAAAAUGAAUUAUUGAAUCUGAUACCUAGUUAUGCAAAGGGCCAACCGAAAUGGGUUACCCUAAAAGAAUUAGGUGUUGGAUGGUGGCUAAGAAGUAAUACUUUAUUAAAAACAUGCGUUGAGAAAUUAGCCAAAGCGGCUUACCAAGCAAAUCAAGAUCCAUUAGAUGCUGCCAUAUAUUAUCUAGCAAUGAAGAAAAAAUCUGUUGUUUGGGGAUUGUUUAGAUCGCAACGUGACGAUCGUAUGACAGCAUUCUUUUCCAAUAAUUUCGCUGAAGAACGUUGGCGAAAAGCUGCCCUCAAAAAUGCAUUUGCUCUAUUAGGUAAACAACGUUUCGAUCAUGCUGCCGCAUUCUUUCUCUUAGCCGGUGCUCUUCGUGAUGCUAUAGACGUAUGCCUAAAUAAAUUAGACGAUUUACAAUUAGCAAUGGUUAUUGCACGUUUAUACGAAGGUGAACUUGAUGCAGCCCCGAAUAGCUUAAAACGUUUAUUAUAUGAAGAGAUAUUAGGAUGUGAUGCCCAAGGAAAUAAUUUCGAUAUAACCAAAGCACAUCCUGAUCCAUUUUUACGUUCAAUGGCAUUGUGGACACUAAAAGAUCAUCAAGCUGCCUUGAGUACGUUAUUAGUUGGUGGAGCUGGUUCAAUGCAUCCUGCAACACCAAACGAUGACAUCACACAUUCUAGACCUGAAUCGAAUUCAGCCGAUCCAAAUGUAUUUAACUUUUAUGUAUAUUUACGUACUCAUCCGCUAAUCGUACGUCAACAUGUUGCCAUGUCUGCACAAGAUCGUAAAAAAGCAUCACAUUUGGUGUUAUCCGGUUUCAGUUAUAGUAGCAAACAUACUGAAAAUACCGAUAAACAAAUUUUAUUGGAAGAUACGAUAACACCAUUAGAACGACAAUUAUAUUUUACAACUGCACAUGGGCAUUUUAAAGCUGGUUGUCCAGCACUUGCAUUGGAUGUUCUUAGUAAAUUACCGACAAAAGUUGCUGAUAAUAGUCUUAGUCAACAAGAAUCACUUGAUUCACCGGGUAUUUUAAAAAGCCCGUUGAAAUCACAUCAGCAAAAUAUUCAAAUUGAUUCGGGAAUGUUAAGUUGGAAUGAUCAACCAUCAAAAACGGAUGAUGUCCCACACAAAGCUGAUUCAAUUGAUUGGGGUUCAUCAAUGGCUGCAAAUACAAUGGCCCAAGCUGAUUCAUUUGAUUGGUCAGCUCCUGUUACAAAUUUGACUACAGAUGAUCUAGAAUUAAAGUGGGAUGAUGAUGAAAAUGCCAGUGAGAAAUCGGGUGAUUCAACGCCACCAAUUGCAUUGAAAUUAGAUGAGAAAGAAAAAAGUUCUUCAAGAGAUGAUGAUGCAGUCUGUACAGCUUCUUCCCCGUCACAAUCUGGAGGUCAUCUUGAUAUAAUGGCUCAGCAAUUAAAAUUUGUUGCGUGUUUAAAAAUAUUAAUGGAAGAAUUAUCCACAUUAGCUACUGGAUUUGAAGUAGAUGGUGGCCAAUUACGUUACCAAUUAUAUAUAUGGCUAGAACAUGAAGUUGAAGCUUUACGUCAAUUGUGCAAUUAUAGUGUUACGAGUCGUGAUGCAUCUGAUCCAAAUGAAACAAUUGGGCAAGACGAAAGUGUACUAAACGAACAAGAGAUAAUACCAAUUAAAGAAGAAAAAUUAACGUUACAUGAAAUUUUAAUGCAAGAGAAAUUAGAUUUUGAAGCAAAAGUACAACGAGCAGCGCGUAGAAAACGAUGGUUAAAAGCGAACGAAACCCUAUUACGCACAUUAGUCAGUUAUUGUUCAUUACACGGAGCCGCUGGUGGAGGCUUAGCUUCUGUAAGAAUGGAAUUAGUAUUAUUAUUACAAGAAUUACAACAAGAAAAAACCCAACAGCAAUUAUUUAGUCCAUUGCCAUUCCCAACAACUUUACCAUUAUUAUCAGCUAGUGUUGCAUGUAGUAAAACUGUUGUUGCUGAUCCAGUUCGACAUUUACAAGCACACGCACAUGAUAUGCUACAAAUAUUUAUCGAAUUCAAUAGUGUACCACAAUCUGGAGAUGCUGAUUCGCAAAUUUUAGUUCUACGUGAUCUUGCAGUUGCCUUAUCAGCUUGUAUAUACCAAUGUUUAUGUGAUUCAGAUUCAUUUAGUACAAAACAAGCGGUUGCUUGCGACAGAUUUUCGAGUGCAGGAAUGGAGAGUUUAGCUCGUAUUAGUGGAUAUGGAGUCGCACAUCAUCUAGUUGGCGGUCGCAGUCGAUUGUCAACAGAUGAACCAUUAAUUGCAACUACACCACCAGCUCGUUGGCCUGGUGUGGCGAGUUUACGUGCAUUAUUAGCUCGAGAGCGUGACGAUGAUGCACCCAGACUUGGUGUUUUAUUAUCUGAAUCAUUUGUUGCUGUUUAUAGUGCUCUUCUUGUCUAUGCACUGUCAACUUGCGAUGCACAGAUUUUGUAUAGAAUUGUUGCACACAACUUCGAUGAACGAACUUGGUCGCUCUUAUUUGGCGGUGGUGUUAAGAAAUUAUUACGAACAGCUAGUAAUCAAUCAAAUACUGAAAGAGAACGCCAAGUUUCUGAAUCAAGUACAGAUGGUGUUACUGGUGUAUGGGGUUCAUUAGCUAAACAACGUGCCAGAUUGAAUCAACGGUUACUCGGUCAAGCUGGUACACCACCAAACGCUGGUAAUAUGAAAGAAGAUAAACCUACGUAUCGAGAACAGUUUGUUCCACCGGUCAUGUCAAUGAUUUCCUAUUUUUUGGCUAAGCCAGAAGAUGUUGAUUGCGAUUAUGAUUCAGCUGAGAGUUGUGCGACAGAAUCCGAUCAUGAAUCAACUGAUGAUGAAGAUGUUUUCGGUACAUCAGAUAUACCAACAACAAACGGUUCCACAAAUGCAUCGUUACGAAAACGGAAAGUGUCCAAGGAUAAUAUGCAACAUGCUGAUCCAAAAUCAUUAGCGUGGGCAAUUAUGCGACAUGCUGUACUUAAAAUUGCCCAUUUACAGCUGACUAAAUUUUUACCAAUCACUGGUUUGGAAGCACAUGAACUUCCUGUCAGUUCACCAUUAAUUCAUAAUGCUCUACGAACAAUUGCACGUUGGCAGGAAAUGAGUCGAGCUGAUCUAGAGUCACGAGGUCAAUCACCACCUGAUUUUAUUCCCGGAUGUUUUGUGGAACAACAACCUGGUCCAGCCAUACAUAAAUAUCGACAGCUAUUAGAACCACAUAAUACACCAUUUAGUACACGUCAUCAAGCUGCAUCUGCUAGACGUUUAUGGACAUUUUUAGUGCGUCAAGAACCAGUACAGGAUGUAUUUAUACGAGCUGUGUUUAGUAAACGGCGUUCAAUGUGUGCUAUAUGUGAACCACCUCCUCCACUAUCAGAUGAAAGUACUCCAGGCACCGGUGCUACAAGCCCAGAUGGUCCACCACAACAUCAUUCUGAUCCAGUUCGAAUUAUUCAUAAAGAACAAGAUUCAAUAUCUGCAUUCUGUCUAAAUCAAGUAAAUAAUGGUCUAUUAGCUUUAGCAACUCCACGUGAAAUCCAAGAAAUGGAUAUAUCUUUAUUGUUGGAAUUACCAGCAUGGCUAGAAGAUGAAUGCGAAUUGGAUAUUUUAAGUUUGUCGAUGAAAUCUGACAGUGGAGCACAAACACAACCAUCUAGUUUUCUUGUUAUACAAACCCCAUCAGAUCGAAUUCCUGGUACACCAACGCAACAAGGUAAUAGUGUACCGCCAUCACCACAACCACAAGUAGCUGGCCAAUCAGGAAGAGGAACAUCUGUUGUUCUUAAGCAUAAAAUUGAUGGAGUUCGUCGUAUUAGUGCACAUCCAUUAUUACCAUUAUAUUUAACUGGUAGCCAAGAUGGAUCUGUACAAUUAUGGGAAUGGGGUCAUACAGUACCUGUAAGUACUCCACGGCCACCUGGUACAUUUGCAAAAGUAACACGUGUUCGAUUCUCACAACAUGGUAAUAAAUUUGGUGUUGCGGACUCUGAUGGUAAUCUUAGUUUAUGGCAAUUGGGUCUUACAUCAAACAAUAAUCGACCGUUCUUUACUUAUCAAUGCCAUAACAAAGGAAUCAGCGAUUUUGUAUUCUUAGGCUCAUGCAGUUUGAUUGCAACUGCUGGCCAUAGUUCAGAAAACAAAAAUGUUGCUUUAUGGGAUACACUAUUACCGCAAAAGAAAUCUUUAGUAAUCGCUUUUACAUGUCAUGAACAAGGUGCAAGUAGUUUGGUGUUUGCACCACAGCAUCAAUUAUUAAUAUCUGCGGGUAAAAAGGGUGAUAUUAGUUUGUUAGAUGUAAGAGCGCGUGCUCUACGUCAUCGUUUUGUUGCACAUGAAUCACCUGUUAAAUGUCUUGCAAUUGAUCCACAAGAAGAAUUCUUUGUAACUGGUUCAGCUGAUGGAGAUAUUAAGGUCUGGGGUUUAUCAGCACAUAGUUUAUUAAUGUCAUUACCUGGUGAACAUGCACGCGGCAGCUUUUUUAAGAAUAUUGGACAAGGUGUUACACAAUUACAUGUUGAUAAUGCAGGUAGAUUAUUUUCAUGUGGAGCUGAUGGUAGCAUGAAAUUUAGACAAUUACCAGAUCGAGAUCUUGUUGUACAAUCAUCUCUAUCAUAAACAAAUAAAUAAUUAUUCCACGUGUGUUUAAAUAU
Messenger RNA from Chrysoperla carnea, 10086 nucleotides. RefSeq names its product dmX-like protein 2 (gene Rbcn-3A). Gene Ontology annotation, cellular component: RAVE complex. The record is from RefSeq and is a predicted model, not a curated record. Gene Ontology annotation, molecular function: protein binding. The transcript is spliced from 37 exons. Lineage: Eukaryota; Metazoa; Arthropoda; Insecta; Neuroptera; Chrysopidae. Gene Ontology annotation, biological process: vacuolar acidification.